Molecule: messenger RNA, 1842 nt
Organism: Toxorhynchites rutilus septentrionalis
Lineage: Eukaryota; Metazoa; Arthropoda; Insecta; Diptera; Culicidae
Gene: Got1
Product: aspartate aminotransferase, cytoplasmic
Exons: 4
Coding region: 174-1406 (410 amino acids)
Biological process (GO): L-aspartate biosynthetic process
Cellular component (GO): cytosol
Molecular function (GO): L-aspartate:2-oxoglutarate transaminase activity; pyridoxal phosphate binding
Source: RefSeq, a predicted model, not a curated record
UGUAAUACCAUAAUUUGCUCUGUAUAGUAAUGCCGACGUUGAUACCGCUCACCGGGAAAAAAUAGCAAUCAUUGUAUCGGAAUCAGCAGAGCCGUCUGUUUGUUCGUCCGAAAAAGCUACGAUAAAUAAUUUUGUAAAUUAUUAGGACAGUUACUGAUUAGAGCCGCUAGAAGAUGAGCAUUUUUUCCGGUGUUGAAGUUGGGCCUCCGAUUGAGGUGUUCGCGUUAAAUCAGGCCUGCCUCAAGGAUCCGAAUCCGAAUAAGGUCAACCUUGGCGUUGGAGCCUACCGCACCAACGAGGGAAAACCAUGGAUCCUACCAGUGGUGAAAAAGGCUGAAGCAGCCAUCAUCGCCGACGGUAGCCUGAACCACGAGUACCUACCCGUGCUGGGAACAGAUGGCGUGACACGGGCUGCCACCAGUCUACUACUGGGAGAAGAUUCGGAAGCAGUAAAAGGCAAACGUGCCUUUGGAAUACAGUGCCUCUCGGGAACCGGAGCGCUGCGCGUAGGUGCAGAAUUUCUGGCACGAAUUCUGAAACGCACAACAUUUUAUUACUCCUCGCCUACGUGGGAGAAUCAUCACAAGGUGUUCGUGUAUGCGGGUUUUGCUGAGCCCCGAACUUAUCGCUAUUGGGAUCAGGAACGACGCGGUUUCAAUUUCGAGGGUAUGAUCGAGGAUCUGCGGGCAGCUCCUGAAGGAGCGGUUAUUAUUUUGCAUGCCUGUGCUCACAAUCCUACUGGAAUUGAUCCCACCCAGGAACAGUGGAAGGCGAUCGCCGAUGUCUGCGAGGAAAAGAAGCUGUUCCCGUUCUUUGAUUCGGCCUAUCAGGGUUUUGCGAGCGGUGACCCCAACAAGGAUGCCUUUGCCGUGCGGUACUUUGUGGAGCGUGGGUUCGAAUUGUUUUGCGCGCAGAGCUUCGCCAAAAAUUUUGGAUUGUACAACGAACGCAUCGGUAAUCUAACGGUCGUCCAGAAGGAUGUUACCACGAGUGCUGCGGUGGCUUCCCAAAUCACGCUGCUGAUUCGUGGAAUGUACUCGAACCCGCCGGCCUUUGGAAGUCGGAUCGUUGGUCUAGUUCUGAAUGAUCCCACGCUGCGAGCAGAAUGGAUGCAGUGCAUUCAGACGAUGAGCUCUCGUAUUAUCACCAUGAGAAAGGCUCUUUACGAUGAGCUGGUUGCGUUGAAAACCCCCGGAACGUGGGAGCACAUCACUCAGCAAAUUGGAAUGUUUUCUUAUACCGGGCUAAAUGAAAAACAGGUAGAAAUCCUCAUUAAGGAAUUCAGCAUUUACCUUCUGAAGACCGGCCGUAUCUCGAUGUGUGGCCUGAACGAAAACAACGUCAAAUACGUGGCGAAGGCAAUCAACGAGGCGGUAACCAGAGGUACCGCUGCUUCCAAGAUUUAGGCCACAGCCGAAAUCGGAUCCAAGGUCUAUGUAUUCCUAGGGACUAUAGAUAAACACUUUGUUAUAAAUGAAAUAUUUACUGCAUAGCAACUGUUAGAGAGAAUGCAAAGCAUUUAUUUGUUUGCGAUGGAGCAACAACGCAACACCUCCUGGGCUAGCCACAUAUAUAUAUAUAUAUAUAUAUAUAUAUAUAUAUAUUUGUACGAAAUAUUUCACUGACUAACCAACAAGCGAACCGAAUAAGAAAAUUGAUGCAAUGUACAAAUUUUCCACCAAUGAAACAAGAAGGUCACAUCGGAGAUACACAAUGUAGUUGGAUAUACCUGUGUAUAGUAGUGACGCCUUUCUACACGGCAGUUUGAUAUUGAUACAAGGAUGGUCAUAUACAUUUGGACAACACAAUCACAAUAAAAAUUCAAUAAGCAAUCCAUCAAAA